Morchella sextelata is the source of this 3969-nucleotide messenger RNA. RefSeq lists its product as uncharacterized. Gene Ontology annotation, cellular component: nucleus; cytoplasm. The transcript has 4 exons. Gene Ontology annotation, molecular function: inositol hexakisphosphate kinase activity. NCBI's taxonomy places the organism in Eukaryota, Fungi, Ascomycota, Pezizomycetes, Pezizales, Morchellaceae. Gene Ontology annotation, biological process: inositol phosphate biosynthetic process; phosphatidylinositol phosphate biosynthetic process. The record is from RefSeq and is a predicted model, not a curated record. Bases 1 to 3969 code for a protein of 1322 amino acids.
AUGCCAGUCCCGUUCCAUGACCCAUUACCUUUGAAGGAUUCCCGCCCUCCGUUCCAUCCUCCUGUUCGCUCAAAGACUCUUCCAAUCUUUAGACCAUCGUCGACAAACAGUGAAGGUGGCGUUGAAGAUCUAGGAGGGUUCAACGGAACACUCCCUACAUCAACGUCUCCAUCUACACCGCAACCGCAACCACAACCACACCAACAUUCCUCAUCAUUACAUCCUCCCGCAUCUACAGUAUCCUUUCAAACACUUUCGAACUCAGCUACUCCAAAUAUUCUGCCCAGCAACAACAAUGGUUCACGAGCUGGUGAACCCCUUGUUGACGAUGAUACCCCCCGACCACAAUUCCGCCAUUGGAGGCCUCAUUCUACAUCUUCGUUCCCUCCGGUACAUAAAUUUACACUUGCCGGUAUCCUACAUUCUAGCAUUCCCAGCCACCACCCCAACGGGGGUGGCUACACAAACGACUCAAAUAACGAUGAGCCAAAAACAAUACUUCCACCAUACAUAAGUCCCGCGGACAGUCCAGACCGUCCAUCUACCCCUCUCCCUGGUGCCAGUGGCCUGAGGGCUGUUCUGAGAGCUAACUCGACCGUCGAUAAUACAAUUAACUGGGAUGAGAAACUCAGAACUUCGAGCCCUGAAAACUAUUUGAGAGCCACAUCUCCUAUCAAGGAGGGCCAGGUCUCUAUAGAUUCCGAACUACAUAUAAGUUGUGAAGAUGACAUCGCAAAAGGGCCCAUCGAACGAUCUUCCUCUAUUUCUGCCGUAAUGGCCACUGAAAGCAAUUCCCGCAGUAGGAAAGCAACACAAAGACUUGGAUUGUUCAGAGAAAACGAGCAGGCUAUUGAAGAACGAGGGAGAGAAAAGCAGCGUCGAGAGGAAAAGGAGCGAGAGAAGGAAAAGGAACGACAGGAGAAACAGCGAGCCAAAGAGGUCGAAAGAGAGGAAAGAAAGAAGGCGGCGGCGGCAGCCGAGGGAAAUGAGCAAAAUCCUUGUGUUGCUUUGGUUUCAGAAACUGAAGAAAAUGAAAGCAAAUUACCGCAAGAUUCUCUCUCUAAUUCUCUCUCAGUUACACAUACGAAAGACGAUAGAUAUUUUCCAUCAUCUUGUGAUGAGCUCUCCGUUCCUAAAGCUGUCCCUGGUGAUACGCCUUCUUCGGCAUCUCAUUUUGUGUCUCGCGCCCCAGAAGAUGUUGCCUCAGUGGCUUCCAUCUAUAUCAAUAGAUCAGAGCUUGAACCACCGCCCCAACCAAACCAAAGGAUCAUUCCCAAUAUUCAUAACCCAACAAAUAUCGCCGUUAGCACUUCCGAAUUUCCAACCUCAAACUUGGUUGAAGGGCAAUUAGGCUGUCACGAGCUAUCGGUUGAUAUUUCCAGAAAACAAACAGCAAAUGAUCGGGUUGAUCAGGUGGAAGAUGAAGAAGAUGAGGAUGAAGAGUCCGAUAAAGAUGAGAUAUCCUCAGCACUUUACUUUCCACAUCCGACGCCGUCAGUUCUUCCAGAUCCUACGACAACCCAAAAUAAAUCAGCCUCGGCAAUCGGCCUGCAUAGUCAACCGAUGCGGAAAGAUCCGUCUACUACCGAUGUUACACGGGAUGACAUUCUUCCACCUCCUGGUAAAACAGGGCCGGAAUUUGAUUUGUCUAUUCAGUCUGGAGACGAGGAGUUUCACUAUCACGCAGAAAGACGAAAUCGUGUAAAUCCCGACGACGAUUACAGUAGUUAUCACUCUAAUAAUGAAGGUUAUUCAUCCGCAGCAUCCGGGUUUUCGGAGCUUUCAGAUAGCAACGAUGAUUCGUCGGGAAACGAAAAUGGUCAAGAUGGAUCCGAAAUAGACACAACUCCAACUGCUACUCCCAUCCCCCGAAAUCUGAAGCCGGAUCGUUCCCACGGUCAGUCUGCGAAUAAAUCACAUUCCAACGCGUUAGCCCAGACAACCCCCCAGGUACCACUCGGUGCUGUGGAACUCAAACCUUACAAUCAUCAGGUCGGAGGUCAUACUGCACUGUUCAGGUUUUCUCGGAGGGCUGUUUGUAAGAGCCUGAGCAACAAAGAGAACGAGUUUUACGAGGCUGUGGAGAAGAGGCAUCCGGAGCUAUUGGGGUUUUUGCCAAAGUAUAUUGGGGUAUUGAAUGUCACCUUCCGGAAAGCACCUAAGAAGAAAAAGAAGAAGGAGAUUGAGAAUACCUCUGGAGAAGCGCCUACUGGGGCCGAGGCAGCCGCCGUUACCCCCGUUUCUAGUGGGACUACUAAUACAAAAACUACACCGGCGGAUUCCGAGUUUUCUAAAGAACCCAACUUCGUGACAGCAUCAGAAAGCGGGCAAGGAAAUCCCUUGUUUCCUUUACCACAAGUAGUUUUUGAGAAUAACAGGCAUAUCAUUCCUGAGAACUUGUUCAGACUUUCUACCAGUGCUUCCUCCCACUCUUCCAAAUCAUCUGUAAAUAGCGAGAAAGAUUCUGGUAUUGGGAAUGGAGUAGAGCAUGGUAGCGUCGGCUCUGAAACUGGUAGGACUGAGAUCAAUGGGACACAUACAGGAGACGAUACUAGUCCAAAAAUCACUCCUAAAAGCCCUAGUUGGGGAGCCACUUCUUACAUCACCAUCGUCCACAUUCCCGGUCACGUUCCCGAUCCCAUCACACAAAUCAUCACCAUCGACACCAGCAUGAUGAAAAAUGUGCUGCAGGCGAAUCUUCAAGCUGUAGCAGAGGCUUCAGAAGAAGCAGCACCGACCUUUCUCAUUCUUACGGGAAUACACCUGAAGAUCGACGCAUCAAAUUUCUUCGAGAUGAUGGUGACAGAAACAACUGCCUCCCCAGAUAUGUCUACUUUUAGCGUUGAUCGUGGACUAGGAACUAAGCUGGCUAGAAGGCAGUCAAGUGGGAGUAUGCGCAGACGGACAAAGAAAAGGCCAUCUUUGAGUCCACAUAACUUUGGCGCGGAGGACGAUGGUUACGGAGGCGAUCGGGAAGAUGAGGUUUUCAAAAUGGAUGAGGAUGAUAUCAUUCCAGGGAAAAAAUCAUGGGCAGAAAAAUGCAUGUCACGAAGGUCUUCUCCAACUACUGAGGUCCAAACUGCUUCAGCCCAAGGACUGCCAACAACCUCCCUUCCUCCCCCUGCAAUCUCUCUAAGUCACACACCAGAUAGCCCGUCACCGCCAUCGAUACCGUCGCCACCACCGCCACCACCUACAGAACAGCCCACAGAGCGACCGACAGAUCAGCCGGCGGAUCAGCCGACAGAACGCGUUGAGCACUUUCUUCUCCUCGAAGAUCUCACGGCAGGUAUGAAACGGCCGUGUGUUCUUGAUCUUAAGAUGGGAACUCGUCAAUACGGGAUCGAAGCCAAUGAGAAGAAGCGCCAGUCUCAGGCCAAUAAAUGUGCACUCACUACCUCCCGAGACCUUGGAGUGAGGCUUUGUGGGAUGCAAGUCUGGAAUGCCAAAAGUAGUACUUAUACCUUCGAAGAUAAGUACUUUGGGCGAGAUCUCAAGGCAGGGCGUGAAUUUCAAAGUGCCCUUACCCGAUUCUUGCAUGACGGGAAGGCUGAGCAAUCUGUCCUGAGACAUAUUCCUACAAUUUUGGAAAAGCUCCACGCUUUGGAGGUUAUGAUCAAACGCUUGCCUGGGUAUAGAUUUUACGCAAGUAGCUUACUCAUGCUGUAUGAUGGGAUGGACCAUGAUCGGCAAAUCGACCUGAAAAUUGUGGAUUUUGCAAAUUGUGUGACAGCGGAAGAUCCUUUACCACCUUUCGCGACCUGCCCACCAAAGGAUCGUACCGGUAUCGACAGAGGCUAUCUCAGAGGGUUGAGGACUUUGCAAAGAUAUAUCCAAAGUAUUUGGAGGGAUGCAAGAGGUGAAGAAUGGGUUGAAAGAGGAGAGGAGGGGCAUGGCGGAGGACACCAGCGAGACGAAAUAAGCUCAGGUUGGGAUAUGAUGGAAGAUCUAGGGGAGGUAUCUACAUGA